Micromonas pusilla CCMP1545 is the source of this 1300-nucleotide messenger RNA. RefSeq lists its product as uncharacterized. The coding region runs from base 322 to 1092 and encodes 256 amino acids. The record is from RefSeq and is a predicted model, not a curated record. Gene Ontology annotation, molecular function: transcription cis-regulatory region binding; protein binding. Gene Ontology annotation, cellular component: nucleus. Gene Ontology annotation, biological process: positive regulation of transcription by RNA polymerase II. Lineage: Eukaryota; Viridiplantae; Chlorophyta; Mamiellophyceae; Mamiellales; Mamiellaceae. The transcript is spliced from 8 exons.
CGCGUGUUCAGGAGCUUUAAGACUGGAGAUGGACCGUUGUCAUUCAUCGAUAGUGCGUCCCUGCCUUCCUGCGCGUACGUGCUGCAUCCACAUGCAUCGACUCAUGCGGUCGAAGAAGACCUUAAAUCACACAAGAACGGUCUGAGCACAGCCCGCGCCUUCAUGACUUCGAGAAGCAAAUUUUCUCAUUUGCUUAUUAUUUAGGCUAAAAAGCUCUUCGUCCGUGCCGCUUCAGAGGACGGUGUGGUGAGGGUUAAAUUUGCCAAAGGCGUCCGUCUUUUGCGUUCUCAGAAAGGGUUUACUCUCGAAUAUCUCUUGCAAAUGUUUGAGCCUGAAAUGAAUAUAUGGGUUAGGUCAGAUCAGGUUGCAGAGGAUGUGAAGUCUGAUUACGAAGCAAAAUGGUGGCAAUGUUGCAGAACUGGUAAUGCUUUUGAGAUCGCAGAGAUGCUUAAAGGUGGCGGCCAGGCGCUAGCUUGUGCACGCGACGCGAAUGAUAGGAGUGGUCUGCACUAUGCAUCUGGUUUAGGCAGUCAGGAAUGUGUUCGCGCACUUCUAGCGUAUGGUGCUGAAGUUGAUGCUAAGGACAAAGACUGUUUUACUCCACUUCAUAUCGCAGCAGGUUACUUGCACGAGGAUAUUGUCAGUACAUUGGUGAAGUCUGGAGCAGACCCUGAGUUGCAAGAUAUUUCCGGACGAUCACCUCUUGACCUCAUUGAAGGACUCUUGUUAAGCACACCGGCAACUACUGUGACAUAUGCCCGUCGUUCUAUAAUGGAAUCUAUUACAAGGACGCUGGAAGAUUUCGUUUUUGAAGAGGUACCUCCUGCUGCCAUUAAAGCUUGCCGCUUAACAGAAAAUGAGCAAAAGGAAUAUCUUAUUGAGUGGUUAGAUGAGAUGCCACCCAGUUGGGUCUCGGAAAAGGAUAUAUCAGAUGAAGUCAUAGAAGACUUUGAGAUGGGCCUGGAGUAUGCUGAAAUACUGAAGAAAUAUGACCCACCUUGCCCUGCUGAUGAGAGUGUUAGUAAACGGCGACAGCUUGUCAAGUGGGCGGAUGGCGCAGCUUUAAGCUGGGAACCCUUUUCAGAUCACUAGUGGAGCCAUUUCAAUUAGAAUUCUCUCCGCCUCCUGCGCAGUCGCAGGUGUGUCAAAGUGUUCAAGAAGAAAGUAAGAAUUCGAACUUUCUACCCCACCACAAAAAUUGGACGUGCGCGCACGCUCGUGGGGCGGAAAAUAGAAGAGUCCGCACAGAUCCCUAUUUUUGUAAUCUCCACACACUCACACUCGUGAGCUCUUUUACGCC